Astrephomene gubernaculifera is the source of this 2489-nucleotide messenger RNA. The record is from the annotation of a GenBank genome assembly. NCBI's taxonomy places the organism in Eukaryota, Viridiplantae, Chlorophyta, Chlorophyceae, Chlamydomonadales, Astrephomenaceae.
UAUUUGAUUACACCAUGUCGUGAAGGAGGCAACGCCAAAGCAAUUCCAGGCAGUACGAGAGUACGGCGGGUAUGUCAGCCCUGCGGCCUUUCUGCGUUUACUUUAUCCUCAUUUUCCAGGCGAUACUGUCAAGCACGGUUAAAAAUGACGACAUCAGAGCUGUCACAGGAGGCGGCGGAACUAAAGGACCAGGGCAACAGGUGCUUUGCGGACAAGGCUUAUGAGCAGGCGCUCGAUUUCUAUAGCCGGGCCCUGUCCCUGGCGCCCUCCAACCCCGUCCUCCUCUCCAACCUCGCCGCCACCCACCUCGGCCUAAAGCAGUGGCAGGCGGCACUCGACGCCGCCAACAAGUGCAUUGCAGCGGAUCCGGGUUUCGUGAAGGCGUACGGCAGGAAGGCGGCAGCGCAGAUGGGCCUUAUACGUCCCGGUGACGCGGAGCGGACGCUGCUUGCCGGCCUGUCUCGCGACCCGGGUAACGCCUUCCUCACCUCAGAGCUGAACAAGCUGAGAGAGGAGGACGACGGCGACCAGCGGCCGGUGCGGGCGAUGGACGGAUCGGACAUGCCCAUCAGGAACAUGCAGCACAGGACGGGUGUGGACAUGAGCCCGCUGUCCCGCUGGCCCAACGACACCUUCAUCGCGGCGUACAUCGGGGACGAAGAGUCCUUCGCCAAGGGCUUCCAGCCCUCCGACCUGCGGCUGAGGGCCCUGGAGGCGCGACUGCCGCUGAUCAGUGUGGUGGUGUCGGGGGCGCAGAGGACUCGGGGACCCAACGCGGACCCAAGCGGGAAGUUUGGCAGCGACGCCGAGCGCGGCUCCCGCCACUCCGGGGUGCUGCGGCGGUUGCUGGAGGCGGGCGCGCGGGUGGACGGGCGGGACGCGGCGGGCUGGACGGCGCUGCACCAUGCGACGGCCCACCACGUGGUGUUGGAUCUCGCCAAGAUGCUGAUCGAGGCGGGGGCGGAUGUGAACGCCAGGGACAGGUUCGGCACCUAUCCGCUGGUCAGCGCGGUCAUGAGCACGGAGAUCAAGUCCAUCAAGCUGCUGCUGGCGCACGGGGCGGACCCGGGGCAGCGGGACAAUGACGGAGUGGACGCACUCACAGUGGGCAGGUACAACAGUGAGAUCUACGCGCUGCUGCACCAGGCCAAGUACAACAACAUCCGACCCGGUGCGGAGCGGCGGUGUGGGAGCUGCGGCAAGACGGGCGCCAAGAAGGGGUGCAGCGGCUGCAGCGCUGGGGUCUACUACUGCGACCGCGCCUGCCAGGUCGCCCACUGGCCCAGCCACAAGGCCCAGUGCAAGCGACCCGCCUCCGCCUCCUCCACCACCCCUGCUGCUGGUUCUUCCGCGGACAAGCCGGGCAGCACCUCCUCCGCCUCCGCCUCCCUGCCCCGGGAGGUGCGGGUGCGCAUCAUCGAUGACAACCCCAGCGCCACCAUUGUGAACCUGCAAGCCAACCUCACACCCCUCAUGGCUAGCAUCACGGGAACCGCACCCCCCAAGGCCCGGCAGGUCGACCCGCGCACCAGUGAGAUCCCGCUGGAGGCCUCCCGCACCGCCCGGCAGCUGGCGGCAGCGGCGGGCAAGGCGACCAAGGAGGCGGCGGUGCGAGUCAAGAUUCAGGUGCCGCAGUUGCAGGGGGAGCGGGAGAGACAGGAGUUGCGACGGCUGGGUCAGAACCCGGAUGCACUGCUGUGCUACAACCAGGACCGAUCGCUCAUGUGCCAGCUAGACGGCUCGUGUCCCGCGGGUCGCCAGCUGGCUGAGCUCAUCCGGCGGGAGGGCAUCCAGAAGCUGAAGGGCUACUUUGCCGCCUACUUUGAUGAGAAGUGCGAACGGCAGAAUGGCGUACCUCGGGAGAUGGUGGUGGUUACGUCCAUGCUGCCCGCACAGCCCUUCUAGGUAUGACGGUAGCAAGACCCUUAGCUGGGCAGGAUACCGAUAUAGCUGGGUUCUCUCGUUGUGGGGAUUUGCAGUACCGGUAUUGGGGAUUUGUUGGGUUAGCAGGUGGGGGCGGGCGCAUGAGGGAGGAAGGCAGGGAGACAGGGCAAUGAGAGGGCUAGGGGGAGCCGUCCGGGUUAGGGGUAGGGGUUAGGAGCACUGCAGGGAGGUAGGUAGGUUGCUCGGGUGUGGGUAUCCACAUCCGGGGGUGACGAGGAGGGAGGACCGUAAUUUGGUCCUGCCUCCUUGUGUCAGCAGCAAGAGAAGAUCGUUCCGCAGCGCCCGGAAUGUGGCGGCCAGGGAGCAUGGCGAAGAGGUGGAGGAGCGGGAGGAGGGGAAGGCGUGGUGUAGAGAAAACUGGCCGCGAGUCGGAACAUACUGUGAUUCUGUGAUUACCGGAUUGUGAGGCGUGGUGUAUGCGACGCAGUGCAACACAUGUUCUCGUGGUAGCUAUGUGAGGUGUGGCGGGGAUGGUGAUGGCGGUUGGAUCUGGAUCCAGACAUGCGGCUGCAUGUGACAUCCCCAUGUUGGGCGGCAGGGAAACC